This is a messenger RNA of Pyricularia oryzae 70-15, 1903 nucleotides long. Its product is annotated as monothiol glutaredoxin-5. NCBI's taxonomy places the organism in Eukaryota, Fungi, Ascomycota, Sordariomycetes, Magnaporthales, Pyriculariaceae. Gene Ontology annotation, molecular function: 2 iron, 2 sulfur cluster binding. The coding region runs from base 228 to 1007 and encodes 259 amino acids. The transcript is spliced from 2 exons. The record is from RefSeq and is a predicted model, not a curated record.
CCUCUUGGCCCAGUUCGUCAGUUUAAACACCUCACGACUCGGAAAGUUGAUUAUUUCUCGCCUCGCCAGGUAACACACGAAACAGAUAAUCGCGAGUUGCCGCUACUUCUGGAACUCGUUUUUCUUUUCGACAGCAGCUCACUAGACGCGACCGUUGAGAACCUCCGCGCGCACGACGAAUCCUCUGGCCUCCUACCACCCCCACCUCGAACAUAACAAAAACGGAAAUGUCAACGCUCAGAGAUAUCACCACUUUGGAGGAAUGGGAGGCUCACCAGGCCUCACUCCCGGCCUCAACUCUUCAGAUUAUAUACUUUCAUGCACCAUGGGCGCCACCUUGCGCUCAGAUGGCAACAGUGCUUAAGACCCUGUCAUCCGAAUAUCCAGUAACCGACCCUCUUGCGACCUCAUGGGUAUCCCUCGACGCCGAGGACCUGAGCGACGUGAGCGAGACCUACGACGUCACGGCGGUUCCGUUCGUCGUUCUUUCGCGCGGCGGCAAGGUCCUCGAGUCUAUCAGCGGUAACAGCGCCCAGCGCGUGCGCACUGCGAUCGAAACGCAUACCAGCAGCUCCGGCCCCGGCGCGUCUUCAGCAGGUGCCCCAGUGGCGGCUAGCGACGAGGCCGCCAAGGCCGAGGGUGCACCUCAAGACCCGGAGAAGCAGAAGGAGGAGCUGUUCAAGCGGCUGGCGGAUUUGGUCAAGGCGGCACCGGUCAUGCUGUUCAUGAAGGGCACGCCUAGCGCGCCGCAGUGCGGCUUCUCGAGGCAGCUGGUCGCUCUGCUGAGGGAAAACUCAGUCAAGUACGGUUUCUUCAACAUCCUGGCGGACGACGAGGUCAGGCAAGGCCUCAAAGAAUUCGCCGACUGGCCGACAUACCCACAGCUCUGGAUGGAUGGCGAGCUGGUUGGCGGACUCGAUAUUGUCAAGGAGGAGAUCGGAAACGACCCGGACUUUUUCAAGGCCUAUAGCGUCAAGGCCAGCACAGAUGCUGCGGGCACAUCAUAGAUAGAUGAGCAAUACAACACACGCUAGCCACGAAGCACUUGACAUAAUUCUGACCAGUAGCAUGCGCGCGGAGUGACAGGCUUGGGGAGUAUGACUGUCACUUCAAUCAAGGGGAGCAGGCCACUAUCUAUGAGGAAAGGCAAAAAAAAAAAAAAAAAAAAAAAAAAAAAAAAAAAAAAAAAAAAAAAAGGCAGUCAAAGUUCUUAAUCUCGGUCAGAAUUCUAGACGAGGAAGACGACUUAAAAUAGGUUCGCCUAAAGAUCGGACUGGCUGGAGAACUUGCAAUGCAUGCCUUGCAUGUAUGGCUAGAAAAUAAUUAUUGUUCGGAUUCAUACGAUAUGUUUCUUGCGAUUCUGGGUUGCAUGUGCAGGGAUGGAAGUAUGGAUGUUCAGCCUACCGGGAAUAAGUAGGGGUAUCUAGGUAGGCAUUUGUAUACUGCGUAAGUCGGGAGAUGCCAAGGUGUUGGUUGGGUGCCCACCGUACAUGUAUACUGGUGGCUGUCAAGCAGGGGCUUUCUACAUGCGAUAUUUCGCAUUCAAGCAUUGUCAAUAUCGAGACUUCAUAGGGCUAUAAGGGCUAUUUAGUGCUGGCAAUUCGGCUUGGCACAACGUCAAUCUCGGCCAUCGCCGAAACUGACAAGCAAGCUGCAUUCGUCGUCAGGGACCUUAGGCAAGGGAUGGGUCUUGGCGAAUCGUGCAGCGUCUCCUGCGACAACCACCAACUACCUAGGUACCUACCUAGAUAGGCAAGCGAGGCAAGCUAGGACGUUUACAAUACGGUUGCAUUUACUUCGUAGAAGCACAACGGCAAACAGCGACAGUUGUAACUUGGCUUGUUGGUUGGUUACUGCAUGAAUCAUAUAGGACGUAGUGUACUAGAGGUGGGUUAUAAUAUUA